This is a messenger RNA of Durusdinium trenchii, 246 nucleotides long. NCBI's taxonomy places the organism in Eukaryota, Dinophyceae, Suessiales, Symbiodiniaceae. The record is from the annotation of a GenBank genome assembly.
AUGCUGGUCUCACGAAAGCUCCACCAAGCGGAAGAGAAGACCAAGCUGGACAUCGCUGUGAGCGAGGAUCAGCGUGAGCUGUUGCGGAACUUCCGGAAAAUUGUCACUCGGACUGUGGAGAACGAGGAGUCAGCAGAGAUUCAGAGUAAGAAUCUCUUCGUUUUUAUUGUGGAAACUGAUCCGGUGCUCCGUGCUGAAGUCAGCCAGUUGUGCCAAUUGUUGGAGUUCCUUGGCACAGCUGCUUAA